This is a messenger RNA of Priapulus caudatus, 1692 nucleotides long. RefSeq lists its product as uncharacterized. Bases 1 to 366 code for a protein of 121 amino acids. Lineage: Eukaryota; Metazoa; Priapulida; Priapulimorpha; Priapulimorphida; Priapulidae. The record is from RefSeq and is a predicted model, not a curated record. The transcript is spliced from 2 exons.
AUGUAUGUUGCCCGCCAGAGGGCGCGAGCGAGCAGCGCCGAGCUCGAGCGCAUGUGGCGCGCGAAACUCGAGGCAGGCAGCCUGCGUAGCAGCGUCGACAUCGCCGACCCCGACGACGACGAGGACGACGACGAUGUCGCGGCGAGGUCAAAGGUCGCAGCGCCGCCGCCGCCGCCGCCGCCGCAGCAGCGUGACAUCGACCUCAUGUGGCAGGAGAAGAUGGAGCACGCGGACAGCGGCAAUCGCAUCGAGGUGCUCGAUUCCACGCUGGACGGGGACGGUCCGAGCGGCGGCGGCCCCGGCCGCGCCAAGAACACGAAACACCGAUUCAAGCCGUUCAAGUCGCCCGAGUGUAAGGUGUCGUGAGGUCACCGUUAUAGUGUCGUGAGGUCACCGUAAAGUGUCGUGAGGUCAACGCAAGGUUUCAUGAGCUCACUGCAAGGCGUCGUGAAGUCACAUUAAAGGUGUCGUGAGGUCACCGUAAAAGUGCCGUGAGGUCGCCAUAAGGUGUCGUGAGGUCGCCAUAAGGUGUCGUGAGGUCGCCAUAAGGUGUCGUGAGCGCGCCGCAAGGCGUCGUAACACGUCAAUGCACAAGGUGUCAGGUGUAAGCUGUAAGGUACGUGUACAGUGUCCGACAUAUGGUGUACGGUGUAAAGAACAUCAAUGCAUAAGGCAUCAGGUGUCAAGCAGCAAGGCAUAACUUGUAAGGCACAAUGCAUCAGGUGUAAUGCGGACGGACAAGAUGGAUUCAGAGAUGUCCAUUUAUCGAGAGACUCUAGUGAGAAGCGGCAUAAGUUCGCGCAUGCGUGAAUAGCGUGGUGAUGGUAGACAGGUAGCAGGUCGUGUGAGUGCAUGGUGGCGCCACGUAACGGCGGGUGUAUAUAUAGAGAGUGUACGCGCGUUUACGCUGUACAGUACUCUUGUUUAACCUGUGUUGGUUUUCAAACGUUGAGUGUUAGAGCGAUCCCAUGUGUGCGUGCGAAACAGAUAAUAAGAGAGAGAAGGAGAACGAGAAGGGAAGAGAGAGCGAGAGAAGGAGAGUGAUAAGGGAGGAGAGAGAGAGAGAGAGAGAAGGGAAGAGAGAGAAGUAGAGAGACGAGUGAAGCAAGAACAGAAGCGAUUACACGGAGCUGUAAACGCAAAAGAGCUGUAAUCAAGGACAUCGGUCUAUAUUACCACGAGUUUCUAAUGUAAAUUACCUAACAACGACAGCAACAUAUAUAUAUAUAUAUAUAUAAAUUACUUAUAUAUAUAUAUAUAACAAUAUUGCAACCUUUUCGUUAGGUCUGCGUGUAAACUUUCUGUUAUGUGCUUGGCGGAAUAUGGAAUACACGAGUCCUAUCAUAGCUGACUCAUAUACUGAACGAUAUAUAGAGGCAGUACACGCACGCAUAUAUGUAUCAUUUCGUGUACGAACUUGUAGUAGUUGAAGUUAUAGGCGAUAGUUAAGUGAUAGUUCGCAUUUAUAGCGGCAUUAGUAUUAUUAUUAUUAUUAUUGGGAGCGCGUGCUCGGUGCUUGAUGCUACAUGGUGUUGUCUCUCGCUAUAGCGCACUACGCAACCAACGGGACCAUAGUCUCGGUUCGCGGGACCACAGUCUCGGUCUACGAGACCACAGACUCGGCUCAUGGGACCAUAGUCUCGCUUCACGUAUAUAAUAAAGUUUGAUACGAUAUUCACGAGUAUACACGUA